Molecule: messenger RNA, 2722 nt
Organism: Photinus pyralis (common eastern firefly)
Lineage: Eukaryota; Metazoa; Arthropoda; Insecta; Coleoptera; Lampyridae
Product: receptor expression-enhancing protein 5-like
Exons: 5
Coding region: 2063-2596 (177 amino acids)
Source: RefSeq, a predicted model, not a curated record
CGUUUAGCUUUAGGUGAUAAUUCCGCCGGUCGCCAUAUUCAUUUCAGAUUCUGUCAAGAGGUGAGAGUCAGCCAUUCGGAAGUAAAUUUUCCAAAUAACAACCCAUUUCGGUUAAAUCUCUAUUUAUCACCGCAAAGAAACGGAAAAAGCUAUGUUUGCUCUCAAAUCUGUUAUGCGAAUGAGCCGAGCACGGUAUAGUGUUGUUGUGGCACCACCUUCAAAUCCUAUGACUACGGCCGAAAAGUGUGGCCACAUGUUCGUUAUGAUUGUUGUAAUGUUUACGUGCCCUAUAUAUAUUACUCUUAACAUCCACAAAUAUCGCAAGCUGGAUUAAGUACCUAGUUGGUUUAAAUGUGUAGUCUAUUCCUACAUGUAGAAAAGUAAAAUAUAUCGUACUGUCUGAACCAUAUUAUUUAAAUGUUGAACUGCAUGAUUUAAAUAGUUACUUGGUGCCAUUUUUCCCAAAACUGCAUUGGAGUAAACAUUCCUAACUUUCUCUCUGGUACCUAUUUGAAAAAAUUUGAUGAUUUUGCAUGAAUGUUUGAUUGCUGAUAAUGAUAAUUCCAAUAAAUUUGGAAAACGUUCUGUUUAAAAUGGUGAAAGUAUCAGAAAACACGUAGUAAUGUAAGUACAUUGUAACUGUAUUUUUCUGAAACUAAUUCACCACUUUGUCUCUAAAAAGGGCGAAAAAAUGUAACUUUCCUCUCUAGUGAGGAAAGUAAAAAAAAUUAGCAAUCUAUUGUUUGCACUGAAAUGAUCGACAUUUAUAAUAAUUAUUUCAAUGGUUGUUUGGUUCAGCUGAUAUUCAAUUCGAUUAGAAGUAUACGUACAUAAUAUCAAAAUUUCACAAAAAUCAUUCGAUAAAUAGGAAAGUUAGGUCUGCGCAUGCGCAAAUUUAUUUCAUAGUAUGUUCCCUAAGAAUCACUUUAAUGAGAAGUAUAUCGUUAAAAUAUCUUGGUAAGAAGUUGGGAUACGCUUGCGCAGAAACGGAAACUUAUUCGACAUCCUUUUUCUUUUCGCCCACCCUACACUACCUACAUAAAAACAAACCGCAGCCUUCUACGAGGUCUGAGUGCUGAGAUCUGAAACCUUCACCCAGCCGACGGAAUUCACUCAUGUAUAAGCAUAGUGUAAGGUAUAAGCUUUACUUUCACGAAAGAUACGCAAAAAAUUCCCAUCGCACAAUAAAAGUUUAUUUGUACUUUGACGAUGAAAGCGCCACUUAAUCCACAAAUUACAGAAAUAAAAAGUUUGUUUUUUUAAUUGUUUAGGAAUAAAUAAAUAAGAUAUUUUGUCACUAUAACUUGUGUGAAGGUAAUUAUAUAAUGAGGCAAUUACCAUUUUAUUGUUCAUUUUGCAUUUUUAACGUGAAGAUAGUGUUAAAACGUUUACGUUUGUUACAUUAUUCCCUACUCACACAUAUACCUAUAUGUCCUGUUUAAAAAGGCGUAUAGAUCUUUUUCACACUAUCUUGUUUUCUCGAGCACAAAUUUCGCUCGUUCCGGGCUCGCCCACAGAGACAAAAUUAGUAUAGUGAUAAGAUAAAGUACCUACCAUAGUACUACAGCUUUUUAAUUGCUUGACGAUGAAUUUUAAAACUUUACCUUGAUAACAUACAUUAUAGGCGACAUGUUAGGUCAAAAAACCUUGGAGUGCUUCUGAUAAGAAUGUCAGAUGUAUAUCAUCUUUCCACGACAUAAUUAUCACAUAUUUGCUUAUUAAAUGUACCAUUGUAUUUAAAUGGGAUGAUUUUACCUACACGAAAAGAAACGUAAGAACUGAUAAGGAACAUGAGUGCACAUUCAUUUUGUUGAUAAUCUCGCCUAGUGAAUACCUACAUAUUUUUGGAUACCUUUACAGAACUAUAGUUUUAAAAUUAGUGGCAACAAUUAGAGUGACCACAAGAAAUUGCGAUUAAUAUAUAAGUAAGCAACAUAAUACCGAUAUCAUUAUCUUGAGAUAUAUUAAAAACUAGAUUAGGCAGAGUUACUAACCACAAAAUUGUAGUAGUCAACCCAAUAUAUUAAUAUACCUAUCGCGAGUGUGCCCAAACCGAGAAGCAAUGGCUCAAGAUCUUUCAGAACUUCACCAAAAACUCCAUAAAGUCCUUUAUGACGAAACCAAGGUUUGGUCACCAGUUUUUAAAAUAAUCGAAAAAAAUAUUGGAAUAGAAAGACAAUUUAUAGUUAUAGGAUUUGGCGUUUUUCUUUUAUUAUGGUUAAUUUUCGGUUACGCCGGUCAGCUACUUUCCAAUAUUGUUGGAACAGCGUAUCCCGCCUAUGCUUCGAUGCAUGCAAUUGAGACGACAAAUCCGACAGAUGAUACGAAAUGGUUAACAUACUGGGUGGUAUUUUCCUUUUUCUCCAUCGUCGAAUACUUUGCGGCGAUUAUUGUUGGAUGGUUUCCAUUGUAUUGGUUAGCAAAGUGCGCUUUCCUUGUAUGGUUAAUGAUUCCUGUUAGUUUCAAUGGAUCCUUAGUGAUAUAUAAUAGUAUAAUUAAACCAUACUUUCUGCAAUAUCACGGCAUUGUCGACGAUGCUCUCGAUAAAGCUCAAAAGUCGGCUAAUGAAGCUUUAGAUGCUGCCAAGGUGAAAUAAUUUUUAUAAUGCAUGUUCCUUUACUUUUAGGUGUUAUCGUGACUUUCCUUUUCGUUUGUUGAAAGACCUCUCACUGUACUUAUUUAACAUGAUUGUGAUUUAGAGUAAAGCUUUUGAUAUUUGUGA